GUUUUUCAGUUUACCAUAUUUAUUAUUUAUAUUCUCCCAAUUUGCGCCAACAAACAUACCACUCAAUUAUUAGAAAAUCUUAUGACGGACUACAACAAAGCAGUACGACCCGUACACAAUGCGUCGGACGCUUUGAAAGUGAAGUUUGGAGCCAAUUUGUGUAGGUUGAUUGAUGUGGACGAGGUCAAUCAGGUUCUAACCACUAGUCUUUGGUUAGAAAUGCAAUGGUACGAUAAAAAACUGACAUGGAAUCCGAGUGAUUGGGGUGGAGUUGAAUAUGUGCACAUUCCGUCGGAUCAAAUUUGGAUUCCUGAUAUUGUUUUGUAUAAUAAUAGUUCUGCUAGAUUUAGAUUAAAAAAUAUUCAAAUUUUUCUGAAAAUCUUGAAAAUUUCAUUUUCCAGCGCUGACGGGGAGCCACACAUCACGAUCACCAGUUUGGCGAAAAUCGAUCAUCAUGGAAGGGUUGUUUGGCAACCUCCAUCAAUUUAUAAAAGUUUUUGUCCGAUCAACAUCAAAUACUUCCCAUAUGACUGGCAAACAUGUGAGAUGAAGUUCGGCGGAUGGUCCAACGACGGAGAAACCCUAGAUUUAUACCAAAUCCCUGUCGACGUGAACGACGAACCUCAGAAAAAACAACAAGAAGACGGUGUGGAAUUUCUGUACCUCGAAAAAGGGCUGGGUCUCAGUUUUUAUCACGAAAGUGCCGAAUGGGAUUUGCUCAGUGCCACCUCGUCGCGUUAUGCUCAAAUCUAUCCGGGAUGUUGUGGACAGCAGUAUUACAUUGAUAUCAAGUACCGAAUCAUCAUUCGCCGAAAAGCCAUCUUUUUCACUGUGACCCUCACCAUUCCUUGCAUGUUGAUUGCUAAUAUCACUCCAUUUGUAUUUCUAAUUCUACCCAAUGAGCACAAAAUGACAUACUCGAUCUCGGUGCUUGUGGCGUUCUCUGUGUUUUACCUAGUACUCAUCGAUCUUAUUCCACCGACUUCAUUAUCUCUUUCUCUUAUCGGUGUAUAUCUCCUUUUUACACUUCUCAUUAUCUCGGUAUCGAUUAUUCUUUCCGUGGUGACGAUUAACAUGUACCGAAAACAAGCGUUCUCCUCUGAAAUGCCUCAUUGGCAGCGAUGGCUCUUCGUCCAACGACUCCCGAAGCUGCUCCGUCUGAAAACCUUGGAACACUCUUUGGAAUUCGAUGAUGGCAGCGAAACUACAACUCCUCGAACCGGAUCAGUAUCUGUCACUGCUUCAGUCACCCAGAAACAUCCAAAUCCUAAUAAUAGCUCUCCAGUUUUCCCACCACAAAGGUUAAGGCUGUUGAGUCUUGUGCAGAUGGAUGAGGCUUUGAAACAACGGUGCGUCGCAGAUAAUCUAGAUUUGUUUCGAAAAAUUGCUGGUCACUUGAAAAUCAUCUCCGCACAUUUUCACAAUCAGCAAAUGGAGAGCAAGAUAACGGAAGAGUGGCAACUCAUGUCUCUUGUCAUCGAUCGAAUAUUCUUAAUACUGUUCUUGGCAGUUAGUAUGGCGGCUAACAUAAUGUUUAUUUACAAUUCUCCAACACUAUUUGACGAUCGGCCCUCGUUAAUACCAUCGGCCGCUCACAAACCGCUCAGUGGUGGUACAAUAAACGUGCUGGACACCUGA
Caenorhabditis briggsae is the source of this 1638-nucleotide messenger RNA. RefSeq names its product Protein CBR-LEV-8 (gene Cbr-lev-8). Gene Ontology annotation, cellular component: synapse; postsynaptic membrane; neuron projection. The record is from RefSeq and is a predicted model, not a curated record. NCBI's taxonomy places the organism in Eukaryota, Metazoa, Nematoda, Chromadorea, Rhabditida, Rhabditidae. Gene Ontology annotation, molecular function: acetylcholine-gated monoatomic cation-selective channel activity; transmembrane signaling receptor activity. Gene Ontology annotation, biological process: chemical synaptic transmission; nervous system process; regulation of membrane potential.